This is a messenger RNA of Molossus molossus (Pallas's mastiff bat), 3034 nucleotides long. RefSeq names its product zinc finger protein 329 (gene ZNF329). The record is from RefSeq and is a predicted model, not a curated record. Gene Ontology annotation, biological process: regulation of transcription by RNA polymerase II. The transcript has 2 exons. The coding region runs from base 76 to 1695 and encodes 539 amino acids. Gene Ontology annotation, molecular function: DNA-binding transcription factor activity; RNA polymerase II cis-regulatory region sequence-specific DNA binding. Lineage: Eukaryota; Metazoa; Chordata; Mammalia; Chiroptera; Molossidae.
CGCGCACUGUCCUGAACAUGGCCGCCGCCGCCGCUGCCGCUCGCCUGUCUGCCGGAGCCUGUAGCACAAGACAGAAUGACAGCUCAGAAUAUUCCUGAGGAAGAAAUAUCCGGGGACGUGGAAAUGGAAGGAUUUACGAGAGAGGGUCCCCAUUUCUCCAUUCCAGGUGACAAUUGGGACUGUAAGAGCUGGGAGGGACACCUGAGGCAAUCGGCUUUAACUCAGGAAAAGCCAGGGGCUCGGGAAGCAAUUUGUGAGUGUCCUGGACUUGGGAGGCCUUUGAGUGCAAGCUUAGACCUUCCACCAUCUCAGAGGAUUCCUACAACAAAUGGUUUCCAUGUGCAUGACUCAGAGAUUAGAAGUUUGGAUUGUGACCCAGCUUUCUACAGUUCUCAAAAAGGUUGUAUAGCUAAGAGAACUAGUGACAGCGAUGCCUGUGGAAAAGCCUUCAGCCAUUCCACUGAAGUUAUUCAACAACUUGGAAGAAAUCAAAUGAAAGAGAAGCCCUGUAAAUACCCUGAAAGUCUUGAGUCUUUUGACCAUUUUACCCCUCUUGGUGAACAAAAAAUAACAAAAAGAGGGAAGAAAUUCUAUGAAGGCAAGGAAUUUGGGGACAUCUUUGCCUUGAGUUCAUCUCUUAAUGAAAUCAGGAGGAGUCACCCUGGGGAGAAGCUGUACAAAUGUACCGAAUGUGACAAGUGCUUCAAACGGAACUCUUCUCUUGUUUUGCAUCACCGAACUCACACUGGAGAGAAACCUUAUACCUGUAAUGAGUGUGGAAAAUCCUUUUCUAAGAACUACAACCUGAUUGUGCAUCAAAGAAUCCACACAGGAGAGAAGCCCUACAAAUGCAGUAAGUGUGGGAAAGCUUUCAGCGAUGGGUCAGCUCUGACACAACAUCAGAGAAUUCAUACCGGAGAGAAACCUUAUGAAUGCCUAGAAUGUGGAAAAACCUUCAACCGAAAUUCAUCCCUGAUUUUGCAUCAAAGAACUCAUACAGGGGAAAAACCAUACAGGUGUAAUGAGUGUGGGAAGCCUUUCACAGACAUUUCCCACCUCACUGUACAUCUCAGGAUCCACACUGGAGAGAAGCCCUACGAAUGUAGCAAGUGCGGAAAGGCUUUCCGGGAUGGCUCAUACCUCACCCAGCACGAGAGGACUCACACUGGAGAGAAACCCUUUGAAUGUGUGGAGUGCGGAAAAUCCUUCAACCGUAACUCUCACCUCAUCGUACAUCAGAAAAUCCAUUCUGGGGAGAAGCCCUAUGAGUGUAAAGAGUGUGGGAAGACUUUCAUCGAGAGUGCGUACCUUAUCAGGCACCAGAGAAUUCACACUGGUGAGAAGCCCUAUGGCUGUGACCAGUGUCAGAAACUUUUCAGGAACAUUGCCGGACUCAUCCGGCACCAGAGGACUCAUACUGGUGAGAAGCCCUAUGAGUGUAGUCAAUGUGGCAAAGCCUUCAGGGACAGCUCCUGUCUGACCAAGCACCAAAGAAUUCACACCAAGGAGACUCCUUACCAGUGUCCAGAGUGUGGGAAGUCCUUCAAGCAGAACUCUCACCUUGCAGUACAUCAGAGACUACACAGCAGGGAAGGUCUCAGCCAGUGUCGUCAGUGUGGGAAAACCUUUAGAAGGAACUCAGCCCUGGUUCGACAUCAGAGAACACACCCUGGAGAGCAACCCAAAGAAAUAUAAUAAAUGUGGGUACACUCGUUUCCCAAAUGCUCUUGAAAACCUGUGUGAAGGAGGGGUGUCUUCAGGGAUUACUGCUCCCUGUCAUUACAAAAGAAUUUUUAAAUUCAUGUGAUAAAAUCUUUGUUUUUUAAUUUAUUGAGUUUUUUAGAGAGAGGGGAAGGGAGAGAGAGAGAAACAUUGAUUUGUUGUUCCACUUAUUUGUGCAUUCAUUGGUUGAUUCUUGUAUGUGCCCUGACCUGGGAUCAAACCCGCUACCUUGGUGUAUUGUAACUGCGCUCUAACCAACUGAGCUAAAUGGCCAGGGCCAAGAAUUUUUUUUUUUAACUAAAAAAGUAUAUCAACUGCAAUGCCACUCUCUCUGAUACUCAUCAUUAGUAUUCUAGUGGCCGUCCUUUCCCCAUCUUUUUAUAUGUACAUAAUUUUGCAUGGUUGGGGUUACAUUACACACAUGGUUUUUAAAUAUAGAAAUGUAUUUUAAAAUAUUUCUCUUCCCUAUCCAGUAAAUUGAAUGUGAGACAUUCUUUAGCCAUAUUAUUAAGUUGAUACAUUAGGGAACUCCUGGAGGGAACCCAAGAUGGUAAUAAAUGUGGAAAAGGCUUCAGGAAUGAUCAGCCUGUAUGGAACAUGAUAGUGCAUACACUGGAAUAAAACCUGUGGAUGUCAGGAAGAUGUUUCUCCGUAGACACCCAACUUCCUAUGUCAGAGUGUGUAAACUGAAAGAACCUGUGAAUGUAUUCAGUAACUAAUUGGUACGAGGAAUCCUUUAAUUGGUAGUGUCUGCCUAUUGUACAUAAGCCAAAUCUUAGCAGAAUCAAGUGUGAUCAGUGAGAGCAGCUUUCGGCAGGAGCUCUUAUUGUCUUGUCUGGAUCAGCAGCAAUAUCCUGGUGAGAGGCUCCACAGUUCUCCACACCAUAGCAAGUGCAAAAUUUGAGGAGAUUGCUGUUUGGAUUUAUUUCCCUCCUGCCAGGUACUGAGGACUCAUUUCAGAGGAGGCACUUGGAGGAUGACAGUGCUUGUUAAUGAACAGUGACACUAUCCCUCUUAAGAAAAGACAAGCGGGCUCAUACUAGGAUACUGCGGGAUGCUGUAGAAAUGUGAUGCACUGCUUUAGUUGUUGCAACAGAAUUCCUGAGUUGUUAUGUUUACCUUUUCUCCCCCUGUUGUUCAUUUAGAAAACUUCUGAUUUGUUCCAUGCUGAACCAUAAUUGUAAAAGUUUUGUUGACAUAAUGAAAUGUUAUAAUAUGGCAGGCAACAACAAAAAAUGGCAUAAAGUAGAUUUGCUGCUGUAUGACAGCCAUGUGAAGAUAUGUUUACAUAUGGAUGUAGAAUGGACAUUGA